AAAAGGAGACAUUUAUAACAUAUUCAAAAAAAUAUAAAAAUCAAAAAGCAAUACUAUAUCUAAUAAAUUAAAUUCUAAAAAUAAAUUCAUUAUUUAUCCGAAACUCAAUAUGCCAAAGAGAUUAACUGAUGAAGAACUUUCUGAACUUAAAGUAUGGCUUACUGAUCAACAAAUUAAUCCAAAUAAAAUGCACCGGGAGUUUUCGGAUGCAGUUCCAGUUGCCAAUUUAUUGAAAAAGUUGUAUCCCAAGUUAAUUGAUUUGCAUAACUAUCCUCCACGAAACAACACUCAACUAAAGUUAAACAAUUGGGAAACUCUCAAUUUCAAAGCUCUCGGAAAAAUUGGUCUACAACAAACAAAAUCCAUGUUACAAAAAUUAGCUACAGGAACGCCUGGAGCAAUAGAAUCGCUGCUUUAUGAUAUAAAAAUGCAAAGCAAAGCUAAACAAUCUGAUAGAAUUGACGAUCAAGAGCAAGCUUGGUCGGAAAACGAUGAUAUCAUGGCCGUCAAUGUUAGUAAAAAAAUUGGUGAUGCGAUCGUUCAAGUGCCACAAAAAAUGAUUUUAUAUUCGAUCUACGAGAACGCUAUUCGUGAAUCUCAGGCAAAAGACUCUUAUUUGAAUGCUGCUAACCAAAAAAUUGCUCACCUAGAAAAUAUAUUAAAACUUAAAGCGGAGCGCAUAGAAGAACUAUGUGCACAACUCGCAAAAGUAUCGGUGCGCAGUUUGAUAAAGCAACAUAACUUUGAAAAUUCCAGCCCUAAGUCUCUUCUUAAUUUUGAUAAUAUUGAAAAUGAGACAAAUAGCAAAAACAGCAAAAACAUUGACUACUAAAUAUUUUCUAUUUGAUAUUCCAGCUAACAUUUUGUGAUGUGUCAAAAUCAGCCAUGUAAAGUAUAUAUGAUUUAUAGACUUGUUGAAAUACAUAAAUAUUAUCCACUAUAUACAAACACAUACAUAUGUAUAUAUUUUUUAUA
Molecule: messenger RNA, 975 nt
Organism: Bactrocera neohumeralis
Lineage: Eukaryota; Metazoa; Arthropoda; Insecta; Diptera; Tephritidae
Product: sperm flagellar protein 1
Exons: 1
Coding region: 110-832 (240 amino acids)
Biological process (GO): regulation of cytoskeleton organization
Cellular component (GO): axoneme
Molecular function (GO): microtubule binding
Source: RefSeq, a predicted model, not a curated record